AUGAUCUCGUACAAACACCUUGAAUUUCACCCGGAGAAGCCUACGGACAAUAACGAGAUUAACCAAAUAAUAGAGCUGGUCAAAGUGAAUUUGUCAGAACCAUAUUGCAUAUACACAUACCGCUAUUUCCUCAAUCAGUGUCCUCAACUUUGUUACAUAGCAUAUGACGAUGAGAAACCUAAGGGACAGAAUAUCAUUGCGGUUUCCAUCUCGAAAGCUGAAACUCAUCAAGGCGUAAGAGUUCGUGGCUACCUCGGAAUGAUAGCUGUUGAUCCGGCUUAUCGUGGCAAAGGCAUAGCAAAGACUCUUAUUGAUAAAUCUAUUGACGUGAUGAUUGAUUCGUACCACUGUGAUGAAAUUGUGCUAGAGACAGAGGUAGACAACCCACAGGCUCUCAAUUUGUAUGAGUCAUUUGGGUUCAUUAGGACUAGACGCCUUUUUAGGUACUACCUCAAUAAGAACGAUGCUUAUCGGUUGGUCUUACCAUUGACUGAGAAAUCAACCAUAAGAACAUACUUUUUAUAA
This is a messenger RNA of Komagataella phaffii GS115, 525 nucleotides long. RefSeq names its product Catalytic subunit of N-terminal acetyltransferase of the NatC type. NCBI's taxonomy places the organism in Eukaryota, Fungi, Ascomycota, Pichiomycetes, Pichiales, Pichiaceae. Gene Ontology annotation, molecular function: protein-N-terminal amino-acid acetyltransferase activity. Gene Ontology annotation, cellular component: NatC complex. The coding region runs from base 1 to 525 and encodes 174 amino acids. Gene Ontology annotation, biological process: N-terminal peptidyl-methionine acetylation. The transcript has a single exon. The record is from RefSeq and is a predicted model, not a curated record.